This is a messenger RNA of Amyelois transitella, 1969 nucleotides long. RefSeq names its product zinc finger matrin-type protein 5. Bases 218 to 733 code for a protein of 171 amino acids. Gene Ontology annotation, cellular component: U12-type spliceosomal complex. The record is from RefSeq and is a predicted model, not a curated record. The transcript is spliced from 4 exons. Gene Ontology annotation, molecular function: zinc ion binding. NCBI's taxonomy places the organism in Eukaryota, Metazoa, Arthropoda, Insecta, Lepidoptera, Pyralidae.
UAUCUCUGAGAUUUUUCUUAGAUUUUUAUACGAAGAGAGCUAAUUAGGACUUAUGCUAGGAUUUAUAAAAUCACUGUUCUGAAAUGCUGGAAAACGAGUUUUCUGAGUAAUAUUGAUAUCUAUAAAUACUACCAGUGCGACCCGGCGUGGGCAUCAACAGACAAGCUUUUCGUUCGAGUACGAUACGAGUUCCAAUUCCAAUAUUUUUUUCUACAGUAUGGGAAAGAGAUAUUACUGUAAUUAUUGUGAUAAAAAUAUGGUAGCGACACCUGCCAUAGUAAAAACACAUAACAAAGGUAUCGUGCAUCAGAAACUGGUUCAAGAACAUUAUCAGAAAUUUAAAGACCCGGAAACAAUACUAGCUGAAGAACAGAAGAAGAAACCGUGUCUCCGUUUUGCCCGAGGAGAAUGUCAGUUUGGAGGCAUAUGCAGAUAUUCUCACUAUACGCAAGAGCAGAUCAAUCAAUUAAGAGAAUAUGUGUUAACAAAGAACAGAUCAAAUUUAGACAACCACUCUCCAUCAUUUCAAGAUCUCUACAACAAACUGCUUGACGGAAGGAACGCACCGAAUGUCAAAAAUGAGAACACUGUUUUGUAUGACAGCAAUGGCUUAACCCAUGUUCUACCUUGGACAUAUAAUGAUAGUUUUGAUGCUAUGGAAGGCCUGCCGCCAAGUAUCAAGAAAUUUAAACUGGAGGAUUUUGCCAAUACGAAGAUAACUGAGUGGGGGUAACGAGUUAGAUUAGUACAGUCAUAUUACUUUGUGGGACAGAAGUCAAAACUGACAAGGACUUGGGAGAAAUUUCAGAAUUACCUCCAAUUCCAAUUUCGAACGAAGCUAUAUAUUAUAAUGAUAAAACACCAGAAUUGAAAAUAAUUUACCUCGAUAACCUAACUGAAGACGAUCAAGAUAAUGAUAUUAAUAGCGAGAAUCAUUCGUACCGUAGAAUAUUUCAAGGUGUCAAAAGUCUGUACGAUUUGCGUGAUACCAAAGUAAUGAAAAAAAAUGUUAAACCUUUUAAGAAGAAAGUAUUGAAAUUGUUGGAUUUUCUGAAAACUCGUAUGAUGGCUACUAUUUAUUUUCAAGACCAAAUAAAGGGUUUGUCAGGGAAGAAAGCGCACCCGGAUGAGAUUACGAAAAUGUUUGCUUUGCUUCAGGGGCACGUGCCCGCCUUGUGCGAUUUGAGGGAUAGAAGGAAAAUUAUUAGAGCUCUGAAGUAAUUUUUUUCUUCAUUUUUGUCUUUCUCUCUUCGGGUCUAGAGGAUUGUGAAACUGCGAGAGAAGAAAUAAUUCCAUUAUUUUUCUUACUCCUGGCUUAAGUCCCGGUUACAUCCUCACUUCUCAGCUUGGGGUGUUCCUUAUUGACCAUGAUCCAAGUUUCAGGACCGCUUGGUUUUUUCAUGAAGCAUCUGACCUCCGAAACCUUUGCAGGUAAGCCUAAUCUGUAUUGGAUCCAUGGUUACACAUCCAGUUACCUGAAUGUGCACGUUUCCUCGCUAUGUUUUUCCCCACCGUAACAGCAUCGGUUAGUAUUCAAACGAAUGUACAUAACUUCGGAAAUAGUCAUUGGAACAUGGCCGGGGUGGGAUUUGAACCUGUGCUCUGCGCAUCACGCUUUUUAACCGGGCAUCUUACCGAUUCGACCACCGACUCUCUCCACUUUUAAUCAACAUACCAUUAUUAUGACUGUAACCGCAAAGUCAAGUUUGACGUUAACUAUAACAAAGUUAGAAAAUCUGUGGAAAUUAAUUUUGUGUAUUUUUAGGUGUGCAAAAUUUUUCCGGACCAGUCAAUCUUGCCAGUUUCAAAAUAAUAUACCCAUGAAUACUCUCAUUAUAGACCAUCUUCAAAAAUGGCCGCCAGUGACAGGGUGAUUUGACAUUUGAUUUCAAGCGGACCCAAAUCCGUGAAGGCUGAGGGUGCAACUCAUAAUUGUAUGAAUUAAUUGAUUAAAAGUUUGUUUUAACUA